CGUGAGUCUUGCACUUGCAUCUCCUCUUCUUAUUACUUCACUUCAUCUUAAUUAAUAAUGUAAAUUUUUGUUGCAGAACUAUUGGGGCGAUGCUGGCACAAGUGAUGAAUGCCCGUUUUCUUGAUGCUGAUGACUACCACCCACAGUCGAACAAAGACAAGAUGAAGGGCGGGAUCCCUCUUUCAGACGAAGAUCGCAUCCCAUGGCUUGAAACUCUACGCGAUGCCUUAAGAGUAAGCUUGGAAAAUGGGGAAACUGCCAUUCUUAGAUGUUCAGCUCUGAAGAAGCACUACAGAGAAAUUCUUCGAUGUGCAGAUGUAGAGUAUGUAGGUGGAGCAGCCUCAUGUGGUGUGAGGUUUGUGUUAUUGAGUGUGGAUGCAGUUUCGAUCUCUCCCUGUCUUCUCUGUGCUGCAGUUUCGAUCUCUCUCUCUAGGGUUUCGUUUGGUCCUCUUCCUCUAUAA
This is a messenger RNA of Salvia miltiorrhiza (redroot sage), 461 nucleotides long. Its product is annotated as gluconokinase-like. Bases 90 to 461 code for a protein of 123 amino acids. Gene Ontology annotation, molecular function: gluconokinase activity. The record is from RefSeq and is a predicted model, not a curated record. The transcript has 2 exons. Lineage: Eukaryota; Viridiplantae; Streptophyta; Magnoliopsida; Lamiales; Lamiaceae. Gene Ontology annotation, cellular component: cytoplasm.